Messenger RNA from Parnassius apollo (apollo), 372 nucleotides. NCBI's taxonomy places the organism in Eukaryota, Metazoa, Arthropoda, Insecta, Lepidoptera, Papilionidae. The record is from the annotation of a GenBank genome assembly.
AUGUCAAUACCAAAACCGCAUGAGGCUAGAGAUGAGAUUCAAUUCACACCAAUUUGUCAUAUAGAUAUCAGGCCAGCAGAGUGUGGUGCUGAAAAUGAUUGUAAGGACGAAAUUUUUAACCUUGAAUCUGUUAAAGUUGAGGAAGAGAAUUUCGAAAACGAGAAUUCCAAAUUUGAAGUAAAUGGGAAUCAUGAAAUAGAUAUUGGUGAAAAACAAGAAGACUUGGAGAUUGAUGCUUUUGAAGAUCGUCAUAAAGAUUCGGAGAAUGACUUGCCACUAAUUACAUAUGGUUCAAAGAGUAUAACAGAUGACUUUGACAUAGAACAACUCUGCAUACAAGCAAAUAAUUUUUGGAAACCGUUAGACCACUAA